This is a messenger RNA of Racocetra persica, 177 nucleotides long. The record is from the annotation of a GenBank genome assembly. NCBI's taxonomy places the organism in Eukaryota, Fungi, Glomeromycota, Glomeromycetes, Diversisporales, Gigasporaceae.
AUGGAAGCGCAUAAUGUCACAAUUCGAGUAAUUGGUGCUUAUAGUCAUUGUGGAUUAGCUCUUGUAGAACGAUUCAAUAAGACGUUAGCAGAGAUGCUUUAUAAAAUUCAGUAUGCUGUCGAAUCAAUAUCCAAAAAUCCUAAAUUAAUAAGAGAGUGGGUUAAGUAUUUACCAGAA